GACAAGUGUAGCCAAAUGCAGUCAGUUUUUGAGUAACUGGUCGAUUACCCGAAAAUAUGUGAUUACUCUGUAGAUAUUAUUGUAAAAUGUAUAUAUAUAAAUGCCAUGUUGAGGGGAGGUAUUGACGUUGCGUUGACCUAGCGCUGACGUGGCGUUGACGUUGCGUUGACCUGGCGUUGACCUUGUGGCGUACGAGUGCCCGAGGCUGACCCAUCUGACCUGCGGCUGCUCGAAGGCAAUCUACGACCCCUACAGGCUUAGCGCUUCCCCAUGUCUGAACUGUACUGAGAAGACUUGAAGACCUAACGGGGAAAAUCAGCUCAAACACGCCCACCCACGCCCACGCCCACUCCCACGCCCACACUGGCAUGACCCACGAGGCGGAAGGGAAACAGGAGACCCCGGCGAUGCAGGUAGCGGUGGUGGUAGUGGGAAGAAGUAGUGGUAGUUGUGGUAGUAAUGGACUGGUAGCUACCAUCUUGCUACUGGCUACUCUCCUGGCUGCUCUCAACACCGGAGAGUGUGGCAAGGUGAACAACCUACAGAUCCUGGAUGAGAUGCUGGAAGAUUAUGAUAGAAGAGCGACACCAACCAAUUAUUUAAAUAACGCAACAACAGUCAACUGUGAACUGUACAUAAGAAGCUUUGGCUCUAUUGAUCCAAACUCUAUGGACUAUGCAGUCGACCUGUACCUGAGUCAGUCGUGGGUAGACGAGCGACUCAACCACGCAGACAUCUCCCAACCACUGGACCUGAACGACCCUAACCUGGUGAAGGGUAUCUGGAAACCGGAGGUGUACUUCCCGAACGCCAAGCAUGCUGAGUUCCAGUUUGUUACUGUUCCUAACGUCCUGGUCAGGAUCAACCCCAUGGGAGAGAUUCUCUACAUGCUCAGGUUGAAGCUGGUGUUUGCCUGCAUGAUGGAGCUCUCUAAGUUUCCUCUCGACUCCCAGAUCUGCACGAUGGAGAUUGCAAGUUUUUCCAAGACCAUGAAGGAACUGAAUCUCUCCUGGAAAAGCGACACUCCCAUUAAAAUGUACAAGAAUAUGAGGAUGCCACAGUUCGAGAUGGAGAAGAUAGUCCCUACCACCUGUCAGGAGUCCUUUCAGAUAGGUAACUACAGCUGCCUCGUAGCAGAAUUCCACAUGCGUCGGGCUAUUGGAUUCCACCUGGUACAAAGUUACCUGCCAACCAUCCUCAUUGUGGUCAUCUCCUGGGUGUCCUUCUGGAUGGACGUUGACUCAGUACCUGGGAGAACCACCCUGGGAGUUACUACCCUCCUUACUGUCUCCUCCAAGUCCUCAGGGAUACAGGCCGGCCUACCUCAGGUAUCCUACGUGAAGGCCAUCGACGUCUGGAUGGGAGCCUGCACAGCGUUCGUGUUCUGCGCUCUGCUGGAGUUCACCUUGGUAAACUACCUGUGGAGGAGGAGGCCACAGGUAGAGCUGCGCCCCAGGGAAGGUUCUAACGGAACCUGCCUAGCAGAGAGGUUCUCCCACACGCCCUCCUUCACCCAGCCUAGCAAGACCACGCCCAUGCCCAGUCCUGGGGAGUCCAAGGGCGUGGGUGACGCUGGAGGGGGCGCCUCCCCCUGCUCCGCCCUUCCCGGCAGUUCUAACACCAAGCUGGGCAGCAUCUCAGGAGCACAGGACGAGAGAGUGCUGGUGGCGGCCCAGUUCGCCAGAGCUGUAAAGCAGAGUAACAAGGUGAAAGCUCGCCAGAUUGACGAGUAUUGCAGAGGAAUCUUCCCACUUCUCUUUGGUCUCUUCAACAUCUCUUACUGGUGCUACUACAUGCUUUAA
Messenger RNA from Cherax quadricarinatus, 1802 nucleotides. RefSeq names its product glycine receptor subunit alpha-4. Gene Ontology annotation, molecular function: excitatory extracellular ligand-gated monoatomic ion channel activity; transmembrane signaling receptor activity; chloride channel activity. Gene Ontology annotation, biological process: chloride transmembrane transport; nervous system process; regulation of membrane potential. The record is from RefSeq and is a predicted model, not a curated record. Gene Ontology annotation, cellular component: synapse; neuron projection; plasma membrane. Lineage: Eukaryota; Metazoa; Arthropoda; Malacostraca; Decapoda; Parastacidae.